Molecule: messenger RNA, 567 nt
Organism: Quercus robur (English oak)
Lineage: Eukaryota; Viridiplantae; Streptophyta; Magnoliopsida; Fagales; Fagaceae
Exons: 1
Coding region: 1-567 (188 amino acids)
Source: RefSeq, a predicted model, not a curated record
AUGGCAGACGAUGUGAUUCACUGCUUGGAGAACAUGAGGUUAACGGCGGAUGAAGAAGAAGUUAUUGCAAUCUCAGACAAAGGAAGAGAGGCUAAAAUAGAGAGUUGCAAUUUGAGCCUUAUAGGAAAAUUUCUUAAGUGCAAAACCUUCAAUAAAAAGGCAGCUAAGGGCACUUUAAGGAAAGCUUGGGGUUUAGAAGACAGUCUGCAGAUUUUAGAGGUUGGUUCAAAUCUAUUUCAAUUCAAGUUCCAGUCAGAGUUCGAUAUGAUACGAAUCCUGAGAGGUGGCCCAUGGACUUUCAAUAAUCAACUGUUGAUGCUUACGAAGUGGCAAAAAGGAAUGAGUGUAGCGAAUGUGAAACUUGAUCAUGCAUCUCUAUGGGUCCAAAUAUGGGGGACUCCCUUUGACAUGGCAACCCCUCAGGUAGCAAUGGAAGUAGGGAGCCAGUUGGGAAUAGUCAAGGAAGUAGAGAUGAGGAAGAGACCAGAUGACCUUAAUCUCUUUCUAAGAGUCCGUGUAUCCCUACCUAUCACCAAGCCGCUACGUCGAGGUGGAUUCAUAGUAUAG